Messenger RNA from Cynocephalus volans (Philippine flying lemur), 4351 nucleotides. RefSeq names its product BRO1 domain and CAAX motif containing (gene BROX). NCBI's taxonomy places the organism in Eukaryota, Metazoa, Chordata, Mammalia, Dermoptera, Cynocephalidae. The record is from RefSeq and is a predicted model, not a curated record. The transcript has 13 exons. The coding region runs from base 356 to 1591 and encodes 411 amino acids.
CCACUCCACCGCGGCCGCCGUCGCUACCGCGGCAUCUUGCCUGGGCGCGGGAGGGCAGGCUAGCUCUCCUCUUCCUCCCCGGGGGAGAGAACGCCGCUUAGGAGGGAGCACCAGCGAGGAGGCGCGAGAAGGGCUGAGGAGCAGAGCGUCCCGAGGGGCUGCGACGCCGCGCGUGCCGCGGCCUCGGUAUCCGUCAUGGCCGCUCGGCCACGUGACCGGCAGGCGCCGCCUGGCGCCCGUCGCUAGUUCUGUCGCCUCGGUUCCGACUCCCCCCUUCCUCGCGUGCGAACUCGUGCCUUCUCUCCUCAGGAGGAGGGCUGUACAGGCUCUGAGAAAUCGAAAACAUCUGGAGAAAAUGACCCAUUGGUUUCAUAGAAACCCAUUGAAAGCCACAGCUCCUGUCUCUUUUAACUAUUAUGGUGUAGCCAGUGGCCCUCCUGCUUCAAAAAUUUGCAAUGACAUGAGGUCAUCUAGGGCACGACUCCUGGAACUGUUCACUGAUUUGAGCUGUAACCCAGAAAUGAUGAAGAGUGCAGCAGACUCAUAUUUUUCACUUUUACAAGGUUUUAUAAAUUCAUUGGAUGAAUCUACCCAAGAAAGCAAGUUACGCUAUAUUCAAAAUUUCAAGUGGACUGAUACAUUACAAGGACAGGUUCCAAGCGCCCAGCAGGAUGCUGUUUUUGAAUUAAUUUCCAUGGGAUUUAAUGUAGCUUUAUGGUAUACCAAAUAUGCAUCAAGAUUGGCUGGAAAAGAAAACAUAACAGAAGAUGAAGCAAAAGAAGUCCAUCGAAGCCUAAAAGUUGCAGCUGGGAUUUUUAAACAUUUAAAGGAAAGUCAUAUCCCAAAACUUAUAACACCUGCAGAAAAGGGAAGGGAUUUAGAGGCACGGCUCAUAGACACUUAUAUUAUCCAGUGUCAGGCUGAAGCUCAAGAAGUAACAAUUGCUCGAGCAAUUGAACUAAAACAUGCUCCUGGACUAAUUGCUGCACUGGCAUAUGAAACAGCCAAUUUCUAUCAAAAAGCUGAUCAUACUUUAUCCAGUUUGGAGCCUGCAUAUUCUGCUAAAUGGAGAAAAUAUCUUCACUUGAAAAUGUGUUUCUACACAGCUUAUGCUUACUGUUAUCAUGGUCAGACUUUGUUGGCUAGUGAUAAAUGUGGUGAAGCAAUCAGGUCUCUCCAAGAAGCAGAAAAAUUUUAUGCAAAGGCAGAAGCAUUAUGCAAAGACUAUGGGGAAACCAAAGGACCUGGACCAACAGUCAAACCUUCAGGACAUUUGUUCUUUAGGAAACUUGGAAACCUUGUGAAGAAUACCCUAGAAAAAUGUCAGAGAGAAAAUGGAUUUAUUUACUUUCAAAAAAUUCCAGCAGAAGCCCCACAACUGGAACUCAAAGCAAAUUAUGGUCUUGUAGAACCUGUACCUUUCGAAUUUCCUCCUACAAGUGCACACUGGACACCAGAAACAUUGGCUGCAUUUGAUCUCACCAAAAGGCCCAAGGAUGACAAUACCAAGCCCAAACCAGAAGAAGAAGUGAAACCUGUGAAAGAGCCAGAUAUCAAACCUCAGAAGGACACAGGGUGCUACAUCUCCUGAAAUAUUCCUAAAAUACAAUAUGCACUUAGAAUUUCUCCACUAGUAGAUAAGAUAAACGACAGAGCUUCAAUUCAUAUUUUUUGAAAUGAUUUCUCUGAAGCCUGUAGUAUAAUUAUUGCAUUCAGAGGGAAUUUGCCUUCAGUCUAUCUGUUCUUGAUUUUUAAUAUAGCAGAGAAGUUUCAUGCUUUGUGUCCAAACUCUCCUUUUUAAUCAGGACAACAUGUGAAAGAUUUUAUUGAGCCUCUAAAGGGUAUAUUAGGGAUUCGGUCUUUUUUUUCAAACUCUAGAUAGUAAUAAGUUCCAGGUUAAUACAUUAUAGGCCUGAAUCAUGUGGUCUUAGGUAUGUUUUUCUAGCUUCACAAAAGUUUAUUUUCCUUCUUCUUUGAUACUAGAAGAAUGAUAGGAUUCAAGAACAGAAACAGUUCUUCCCCCCUCACCAUUUUGUUAAUUGCAGCAGACUUGUUACAUUCUGAGUCAUUUACCUUUUCUGAUAGGGAAAAGAAAAGUCAUUUAUAGUUAAACACCAGAAAUCCUGCAUACCAAAUCCCUUGCAUGUAUUAGAAUCUAUAAUUUACUCAAAACUCAGUGUUUAUAGGUAUGUGAGACCUUUAAGAACUUAUCCCAAUUCUGGUAGCUCUGUACUUCAUUCAGUAACCCUACAGUGAUUUUUACAGGUACCUUUUCUCAUGGGUUUUUUACUUAGAGGUCAGAUCUUUGUAACAGCUUUUAAUGUUUCUAUAUAAGAGAAGACAGUAGAAUGGAAAAUGUUUUCUGAAGAAGUCCAACAUUGCAUGAUGUAAAGAAAAAACUUUAAACUUAAAUGACAUAUGUUGUCCUGAAUUACACUGGUAACUCUCUACUUCUUUCUUGAAGAAGUUAUAGUCAAAUGCUUUUGUUACCUGAUUUCAGUGUGCAUUGUUUUUAUAUGGUUUUCUAAUAUACAUAUCCUGUUAGAAUUGUAUUGUUUUAGGCCAAAGGCCGUAGCAAAAACUUGAGAACAAACAUAGAUACACAGUGAUCUUAAAAAAUUGUAAUAUUUGAAAAGGUCAUAAUAUUUGAAACACUUUAGUAUGUAUACAAACUUGGGAAUUAGUGAAUGUAUAAUACAGUCACAGAUCUAUAUGUUUAUCUUUUGAUUUUUCUGGGGUGAUUGAUAGCUAAUUUUCCUAUUAUAAAUGACAGAUUGGUUCACUUAAUAGAUUUAAUAGAAGUGUGUAUUGAGAGCUUACUAUGUGCCAAGUACUAUACUGAGCACUUCCAUAGAUAAACUAUUGAGUCCAUACAGCAGCCAUAUGAAAAAUAAGUAAAAUCUGCAUAAAGUAUUAAAAAUAGGAAUAUACAUUUCAUUAUGAAGCAUGACUAGAUUGUAACACCAAGGUCAAGGGUUCAGUUCCCUGUACUGGCCAGCCGCCAAAAAAAAAAUGAAUCAAUAGUGUGUUUAACUAAAUAAUGACUUAAAUCGUAUAUCAUAGUUUACACUCCUUAAAAAAGUGACAUAGAAUCAGUGAGGGUUUUUUAAAAAAUGUAGAAAUGCUAAUUACUGCUUGCAGUAUAACAUUUAAUAUUUGAAGCUGCAGUUUCCAGAAUAGUAAUAACAGACAUUUUUAUUUGGCUGUCUAUAGAAAAAAUAUUUAUUAGAUUUUUUGUAUUUUGUGUGAUUCUUAUUACCAAAUAACUUGUCUGCAGUAUGCUAUUUACUGACAAAACUUUAAACAGUACUUGAUGCCAGUUUUCUCUGCCUUUAGGACCUAUUUACCUUAGCUACUAAUGCUUAUUAAUCCAGUUACUAAAUUUUCACAUUGACAUUUGUGUGGAUUAUUUAUGUUACCAUAUAUGAAAAGAGAACAUGUAAUAUGCUCAGUGCUUCUGUAAAAUGUAGUAAAUAUUGGUAUUACUUUAAAUCAAUAGUAGGCAACUUUGACAUGAGCAGAUAAUAUUCUGUAGACUCAGCAAAGGUGACAUUUUGUGACUAAAAUAUCCAAUGAUAUAUAAUAUUUUUUGAAAUGGUGUUGGAAAUUUUGGUAAAUUAUCUGAUAUAAAGAAUUUGUGUGAAGAUUAUAAGAGAUAUGUAACUAUUUGUAUUAAUUGUUGCACAUAUCUCAUUCUGGGCAAUGACAGCUAACAUACUACUACUACUACUUCUGCUAAAGGUGGUGUUUGUAUAGUGAGUUAUCUAUUUAUGAAAAUAAAAGUAAUUCUACUUAUAAUUCCAUUGGAAUUUUUGUUUUUUGAUAAAUGUUUUUACACUUACUAAAUCAUAAUCAUAAUUCUUUAAUUUUUUUUUUUUUUUUUUUUUUUUUGUGACCGGUAAGGGGAUCGCAACCCUUGGCUUGGUGUCACCCGCACCGUGCUCAGCCAGUGAGCACACCGGCCAUCCCUAUAACCGGCCAUCCCUAUAUAGGAUCCGAACCUGCGGCGGGAGCACCGCUGCACUCCCAGCGCCGCACCCUCCCAAGUGUGCCACAGGGUCGGCCCCUUUACAGUAAUGUUUUAAAACACUUCUUGACCUGUUUGGUUUCUCCUUAUGUUUAUUACUACCAAUCACCUUUUAAUUUCAAAGUAGGAUUUUGGUUAGCCUGUUUAUGUCUGAUACAUAGUAUUUUCCAGUAUAAUGCAGUAUUUGUGUAGUCUAGUAAGCUAAGCUAGGGAGCUUAUCAUUGCUGUACAAUAAUCUGUAGAAAGCUCUGUGCUUUGGAAACUUGAGGUGGCAUUUUUAUUGCUAUAUAAAUGUACUCAAAAAUAAAACUGUAUUCAGAAAUA